Molecule: messenger RNA, 3019 nt
Organism: Ictidomys tridecemlineatus (thirteen-lined ground squirrel)
Lineage: Eukaryota; Metazoa; Chordata; Mammalia; Rodentia; Sciuridae
Source: RefSeq, a predicted model, not a curated record
AUGGCUCCCGGAGAGAAGAUCAAAGCCAAAAUCAAGAAGAACCUGCCCGUGAGAGGCCCUCAGGCACCCACCAUCAAGGACCUGAUGCGGUGGUACUGCCUCAACACCAACACCCACGGCUGCCGCCGCAUCGUGGUGUCCCGCGGCCGCCUCCGCCGCCUCAUCUGGAUCGGGAUCACGCUGAUGGCCGUGGCCCUCAUUAUCUGGCAGUGCGCGCUCCUCGUGUGCUCUUUCUACACUGUCUCCGUCUCCAUCAAGGUCCACUUCCAGAAGCUGGAUUUCCCCGCCGUCACCAUCUGCAACAUGAACCCCUACAAGUACAGUGCCGUGCGUGACCUUCUGGCUGACCUGGACAAGGAGACCAGAGAGGCCUUGAAGUCCCUAUUUGGCUUUUCAGAGGUGAACUCUCGGAAACGUCGGGAGGCAGAACCGUGGGAGGGCAUCCAGCCCAGAUUCCUCAACGUGGUCCCGCUGCUGGUCUUCAACGAGGAGGAGAGGGGCAAGGCCAGGGACUUCAUCACGGGCCGCAAGCGGAAAGUGAGCGGGAAAAUCAUUCACAAGGCUUCCAACGUGGUGCAUGUCCACGACUCCAAGGAGAUGGUGGGGUUCCAACUGUGUUCCAACGACACCUCGGACUGUGCCACCUACACCUUCAGCUCGGGCAUCAACGCCAUCCAGGAGUGGUACAAGCUGCAUUACAUGAACAUCAUGGCCCAGGUGCCUCUGGAGAAGAAGAUCAACAUGAGCUACUCUGCAGAGGAGCUGCUGGUCACCUGCUUCUUUGACGGGAUGUCCUGCAAUGCCAGGAACUUCACGCUCUUCCACCAUCCCAUGUAUGGGAAUUGCUACACGUUCAACAACAGAGAAAACGAGAGCAUCCUCAGCACCUCCAUGGGGGGCAGUGAGUACGGGCUGCAGGUCAUCCUGUACAUCAACGAAGAAGAGUACAACCCCUUCCUUGUGUCCUCCACGGGCGCUAAGGUGCUCAUCCAUCGGCAGGAUGAGUAUCCCUUCAUUGAAGACGUGGGAACCGAGAUCGAGACCGCCAUGUCAACCUCCAUUGGGAUGCAUCUGACCGAGUCCUUCAAGCUGAGCGAGCCCUACAGCCAGUGCACAGAGGACGGGGGUGACGUGCCGGUCAGAAACAUCUACAACGCAGCCUACUCCCUCCAGAUCUGCCUUUACUCCUGCUUCCAGACAAAGAUGGUGGAGAAAUGUGGGUGUGCCCAGUACAGCAAGCCCCUGCCUCCGGCCGCCAGCUACUGCAACUACCAGCAGCACCCUAACUGGAUGUACUGUUACUACCAGCUGUACCAGGCCUUUGUCCAAGAAGAGCUGGGCUGCCAGUCGGUGUGUCGAGAAACCUGCAGCUUUAAGGAAUGGACCCUGACCACCAGUCUGGCACAGUGGCCAUCAGAAGUUUCAGAGAAAUGGUUGCUGCCUGUCCUCAACUGGGACCAAAGCCAACAAAUAAACAAAAAGUUCAACAAGACGGAUUUGGCCAAACUCCUGAUAUUCUACAAAGACCUGAACCAGAGAUCCAUCAUGGAGAGCCCGGCCAACAGUAUCGAGAUGCUGCUGUCCAACUUUGGUGGCCAGCUGGGCCUGUGGAUGAGCUGCUCCGUCGUCUGCGUCAUCGAGAUCAUCGAGGUGUUCUUCAUUGACUCCUUCUCCAUCAUUGCCCGGCGCCAGUGGCAGAAAGCCAAGGAAUGGUGGGCCCAGAAGCAGGCCCCCUUGGGUCCCGAGGCUCCUCCGGCUAGGCAGCAGGGCCAGGACAACCCGGCCCUGGAUGUAGACGACGACCUGCCCACUUUCACCUCUGCCUUACGCCUGCCUCCAGCCCCGGGGGCCCAGGUGCCUGGCACACCACCCCCCAGAUACAAUACCCUGCGCUGGGAGAGGGCCUUCUCCAACCAGCUGUCGGACACGGAGGUGCCUGAGGAGCCCUGAGGCGGGGAUGGGAAGAAAGAGCUAGUGGUGGCGUGAGGACGUAGUCCCUGUCCCCCAGACACAGAGGGGGCCCUCCUGCUCCCCCGCUCUGGGCUUUUGAGACGCUGACUGGAAGCCUUCUGAGAAUAAGAGAGGGCUGGGGCAGGUGCCGGAGGACCUGCUGGACCCUGCCCGGUAACACUACCAGCCAGGAUGGGCUAGAUCCCACGCCCGGACCAAGAGACAGGGCAGGGGAUACCGUGCUGGCCCAGGGGAAGGCCAGAAGGGAGCUCUUCACCGGAUCUUGAGAGAGAAGGACACCUUUAAGCCCCAAGCCCAGGGUUCAUCUGCUCCCCUGUCCUGCGCUGGGGCCUGAGGAUCUAACCUUAGGUAGCAAGGCUGGACGGCUCCCGAUCAAUGACCCAACACAGGAGGACGCACCAGUCCUGGAGUCGGGCUGUUGGCAAAUACGUGAUCCUCGGUCACCAACACUGGGGCAGGGUGUCCUCUGGGCCCCAGGACAGAGAGCUGGCCCCCGCCCUGGGAGUGUGUGUAGGGAGGGGUGCAGUGGAGGGUGUGGUAGGAUGAUCUGCUCUGGGGUUCGGGCUGGGGCCUUGCUCUGGGCAGCUAAGGCAGGUCCCAGGGCCCUUCCCAGACAGAGAAGGGCUAGUUAAAGGGCAGAGCUGGCCACUGCUGUCCUGUGGUGUCCUGAACCUUCUUCAGCUGCUCUUGCUUUGGACUGACUCAGCACCACCCUGGGCCAGAAUGACCAAUGCCACCUCCCAUGUCUUGCCAGCCACUGGAUGGCUUGUAUUCCCACCCUCCAGCUGCAGAGUCGGCCCGGGAACAGGAGGCCGGGCACUGUUCUCAGCCUUUCCAUAAAUUAUCCAAGAGGACAGCAGGACUCCACCCCGAAGGCCAAAUCCUGGUUUGGCUCAUGAACCGAGAAUGCGUGGCUCUUGUUUUUACUUUUCAAAGAGCUGGGAAAAAAAUAUAUAUAUAUCAAAAGAAGAAGAUUGGGUUUCUCGUGACAGUGAUGUGAGAUUCGAAUCUCAGUGUCCAUAAAUAAAGUUUUAUUGGCACACAGCCA